Microtus ochrogaster (prairie vole) is the source of this 1386-nucleotide messenger RNA. Its product is annotated as glutathione S-transferase A2-like. Gene Ontology annotation, biological process: glutathione metabolic process; xenobiotic metabolic process. Gene Ontology annotation, cellular component: extracellular exosome; cytosol. Gene Ontology annotation, molecular function: glutathione transferase activity. Lineage: Eukaryota; Metazoa; Chordata; Mammalia; Rodentia; Cricetidae. The record is from RefSeq and is a predicted model, not a curated record.
GAACGUGCAGAUUCCUCUCACUUGAGAACUUGAAUUCACCUAUCUCUCCCAGGCCUCCCUCCCAAAGCCCUUCCCCAGUUUGGAUUUCUACCACAUUUGUUUGUGUCCUGUGGAUUCUGAUUGCUUUGAUGAUUCCAUGUAAAUAGGAGGGUAGCAGGUUUCAUACUUAGGAUUUGUUACUUUAUUACUAUCUUAUUAUUUAAUUACAAACUACACAACCUGUUUUUAAAUGGUAAUCCCAAGAAAGAGAAUGAAAAAAAAGUGUGAAUCUUGAACUAUUGAACCAUGAAAUGUCUGAGGAAUGUAGACUAAACCUUGCAUCGUACAUCAAAGACAAGGUUGUUUGUGUAUUUUUUCUGUGAUCACAGCUGUGUGUAUGAGGAAAUGCGUGCGACACCAGAAAACAGUUUAAAAUUCCGUAGGAAGACAUGGCAGGAAGAAAUGAGUCUGUAGAGGAACGAGGCUAAACCCAAACUCUGACGCUCAGCUGUUAUGCGGCCAACCCUAUGCUAAGGUUCAAAGCAUUCAUCACUAAUCUGGAGAAGACCAGUGGACUCUGAGACAGUGUGCAGCUCUAAAACCGGGAGUGAAACCACAGCUGCAGCCAUGGCUGGGAAGCCCGUGCUUUACUAUUACAUUGGCCGUGGCAAAAUGGAGUGCAUCAGGUGGCUCCUGGCUGCAGCAGGGGUGGAGUUUGAAGAAAAGUUAAUGGAAACUUCAGAAGAUUUGGAAAAAUUAAUAAAAGAUGGGCGUUUGAUGUUUCAACAGCUGCCCAUGGUGGAGAUUGAUGGGAUGACGCUGGUACAGAGCAGAGCCAUUCUCAACUACAUCGCCACCAAAUAUGACCUCUAUGGGAAGGACACGAAGGAGAGAGCCCUGAUUGACAUGUAUACAGAGGGGAUUAUAGAUCUCACUGAGAUGAUGCUGCAAGUGGUAACAUGUUUCCCAGACCAAAGAGAGGCCAAGAUCUCCUUAGCAAAAGACAAAGCCAAAAGUCGGUACCUGCCUGCCUUUGAAAACGUCUUGAAGAGCCAUGGACAAGACUACCUUGUUGGCAACAGGCUGACCAGGGUGGACAUUCACCUGCUGGAAGUUCUCCUCUAUGUUGAAGAGCUUGACUCCAGCAUUCUGGACCCAUUCCCUCUGCUGAAGGCCCUGAAGAGCAGAAUCAGCAGCCUGCCCAAUGUGAAGAAGUUCCUGCAGCCUGGCAGCCAGAGAAAGCCUCCCUAUGAUGAGAAAAUCAUUGAAAAGGCAAAGAAGAUUUUUAAGAUUCAGCCAAGUUGAAUUGGUAGAGGCCACAGACACCAGUCUUCGAUGUUUUGCAAAAAUGAGGAGCAAGUGUGGAUCCUGGCUAUUGUGAGAUAUAAUAAGGAGGAACAAAUGCUA